Messenger RNA from Acanthopagrus latus (yellowfin seabream), 6021 nucleotides. RefSeq names its product zinc finger protein 319b (gene znf319b). NCBI's taxonomy places the organism in Eukaryota, Metazoa, Chordata, Actinopteri, Spariformes, Sparidae. Bases 715 to 2580 code for a protein of 621 amino acids. The record is from RefSeq and is a predicted model, not a curated record. The transcript has 3 exons.
GACAGGUUCAAGCUGAAACUGAAGUGAAGUGCCAUUAUUAUUAUUAUUAUUAUUAUUAUUAUCAAUACACAUAAUAUUGACUUAUAACCAGUCUCUAAAAUAUUAAUUAAUUAAUUUAACUCGUUAGAACAACAGCAUUGAGCAUAUUUACAUUUGCAGGUGUUUCAUUGAAGCUGUGUGUGUUUGUGUAUGUGUAUAUGUGUGUGCGUGUGUUGUGAGCAUGCCAAUUAACUCUUGGUUUAUUCAUGUUCCCGUGCGCGGGCAGAGCCUCAGAAGCUAGCCGAUAGCUAGCUAGCAAUACAUAACAAAAUGCAUAUGUUUUCGCCAGCUGAGAGGAUGCCCUAGGAGACAAACACAUGUAUAUGUGAAACGAAAGCGUUUAUGGGGUGAUGUGGGAAACCGCGGGAGUAAUUUGACCAUUUUAAUGACCCGCGAAUCCCAAUUAUUUCGGCCCCCGGAGCCACAGCGCCCGAACAAGAGAGCAUCGGAGCACCAUUUGCGGAUGUGAAGAAGGAACCCAACGCUAUUCGGGGUAACAGCUAGCCCGCUACAGACUGGGAAUUUAUCGGGAAUACUCAGUACGCUUGAAUGGACUCUCCGGAUACCACCUGAAGACCCAGAAUAACGUGAAAGUUGGGGAUUCCUGUCAGUGAAUCCUCCGUCACAGCCCCAUCACCAAGCACGCCUGUCUGUUCCUCAGUGCCAGUUGCUGAAAUGGAUUGGGCCACACCGGCUGCCAAACUGAAUCCCUACACCCGAGCCCGCAUGACGGAGGCCUGGCAGCAGCAUGCAGUCAACCCACCUCAAGUUGUCCACACCCUCCCCUCAGGAGCUGAGAAUGCAUUGGGCUGUGCCGUGUAUGGCAUCGUACUGCAGCCAGAUGCUACGUCUUUACAGCAGCAGACCCAGCAUGGACAGCACAGCCAACAUGGCCCGCAACAUGGCGGGAGUCAGCAGCACAGAGCUGGGCAGCACAGUCAGCAACAGCACCCCACCCAGGCCCAGCAAACAUCCCUGCAGGUAGGGGCAGAGGGAGGACACAAAUGUGGGGCAUGUGGACAUGAUAUCUCCCACCUGGCCAACCCACAUGAGCACCAGUGUAUGGUUAGUCAAGACAGGUCAUUUCAGUGCACGCAGUGCAUGAAGAUUUUUCACCAGGCGACAGACUUGCUAGAACAUCAGUGCGUUCAGGUGGAGCAGAAACCGUUUGUGUGUGGGGUGUGUAAGAUGGGUUUCUCCUUACUUACCUCUUUAGCCCAGCACCACACUUCCCAUAACAGCAACAACCCAAUGAAGUGUUCAAUAUGUGAGAAGACCUAUCGCCCUGGAUCUUCUGGCAACAACACACCCAACUCAAAUAAUCCCCAGCAGCCCAGCAGUGACGGGGCGUCAGCCAGCAGCAGCUCAUCCAUUCUCCCCUUUCCCUCGGCCCGAGACCGGCCCUACAAAUGCUCUGUCUGCCAGAAAGGCUUCAAACACCUGUCAGAACUCACACGGCAUGAAAGGGUGCACACGGGAGAGAAACCCUUCAAAUGUGACACCUGUGACAAGGCCUUCAGCCAGUCGUCACACCUACAGCACCACCAACGAACACACAGCAGUGAACGCCCGUUCAAGUGUGCCGUUUGUGAAAAGAGUUUCAAGCACCGCUCCCACCUCGUGCGCCACAUGUACGUGCACUCUGGUGAGCACUUGUUCAAAUGCAACUUAUGUGAGCUGCACUUCAAAGAGUCAUCAGAGCUCCUUCACCACCCUUGCCACCCGCAGGGUUCCCGCCCGUUCCGCUGCGCCACAUGCGGUAAGGGUUUCAAGCGGCCGUCUGACCUACGCCAACAUGAGCGCACGCACUCAGAAGAGCGUCCCUUCCACUGUGACGAGUGUCAGAUGAGUUUCAAGCAGCAAUAUGCACUGGUGCGACAUAGACGCACACACAAAGACCCAACUGACCGGCCGUUCAAAUGCAAUCUGUGCGACAAGGGCUUCAUGCAGCCCUCUCACCUCCUCUACCACCAGCACGUCCACGGCAUGGACAACCUGUUCAAGUGCGCCUCAUGCCAGAAGGAGUUCAGCCAGUCAGGAGAGCUGCUCAGACACAAGUGCGGCGAGACAUCCAACACCUCGCCCGACAAGCCGUACAAGUGUGACGUUUGUGGCAAGGGUUACAAGAAGAGCUCCACAUUACAGCGCCAUCAAAACUCUCACUGCCAAGAGAAGCCCCUCAAAUGCUCGCUCUGCGACCGGCGCUUCCUGUCCUCUUCAGAAUUUGUCCAGCACCGCUGCGACCCGUCGCGAGAAAAGCCGCUGAAGUGCCCUGACUGUGAGAAACGUUUUAAAUACUCGUCAGACCUGAACCGACACCGGCGUGUACACACGGGGGAGAAACCGUACGAAUGUGGCCACUGCAACAAGGGCUUCAAACAGCGCGAGCACCUGACCAAACACCAGAGCACGCACUCUAGAGAGGGCCAGUUCAAGUGUGUUUGGUGCGGCGAGCGGUUCAGUGACUUGGGCUCUUUGCAGGAUCAUACAGUGCAGCACACAGCUGAUGGAGGGGGUUACCCUGUGCCCCAGUGCUUAUAAAUCCUUGAGACUAUUUCCCCUUAACAGACGCUCCCCUCUCUUCUUGUUUGUCUCUUUUAGGCUAUUUAUACAGCCUAACUAUCAUCACAUUUACAGGACACUUCAGGCUACUAAUGAUGCACCCAUUCCCACCAGUGAUACAUAAAGUGUAAUUUUGCUUUUCCAUACUGCCCAUCUAUACUCCAUGUCCCUGUCAUUCCAGAAAAUCGUGAGGAGGCCUUUUUUUCUUCCUGCACUUUCCUUUCUGUUACACCUCUUAGAUGAAAGCUGAAUCUGUCCUUUCCCACUUUUUCUCAACCCCAUGCUCAGACAGUUGAUAGCAGUGUCAGAAGUUACACAGAAACAGGUGCCGUAACACAGGUUAAUCUAGAAAAUACUCUUAAAAGUAAUCUUUCUGUAUUUCCUGCCCACAGCAAAAAUGUCUUUAUUUUUGUAAUAGUUUGGGGAGUAACAGAAACUGUACGACAAAAGUGUCCACUAGAGGGGGAUCAUUACUUUGUUUUGUCUCCCUCUCUUUCUCCGAUGACAUCUCUUCCCCACUCUUCAGCCUCUACCUCCUUCAUUCUUCCCAUUUCUUUUUGCUUCCUCCUCUUCCUGUCUCAGUCUGUCUCUGUUUAGCAGCAAUAGACUGGGAAGUUUGACUGACACAUCGACCGAUUGACUUCUCGUGGGUCAGGUGAAAGAUGACUUCAAACACUUGGUUUCCAUCUCCCCACAGUAAUACAGAAACAGUCUAUUGACCCAACUGCCCGCUUCCCCAUCCCUCUAAGGUUUUAUAUGUUUACAGUUAUUAUUUAAGAAAUGGCCAGUAAGCUCCUCAACAUAUGUGAAGGGAAACACUGCUGGGGGACUUUUAGGAUUUAUCGUCUUAUAGUGAAUUAAUUCGGAUGAUAAAGUAUCUGUGAGUGUAUGUGUGGGCCAUGGUGUUUAUGGCUACACAUGUCUGUACCAAAAUACCAGUAUGAAGCAGCACCCAAUCCCCAAGGUGUGCAGACUAACCAACCAGCUGAAGGUAACCAAUAAAAUCCCUGAUUAUUGAUACUGAUCUCACAUUUGAGUAUGUAGAAAUAUAUAUUUCACACUAACACACUUGUCAUAUUCGUAGAGAGGUCAGUGCUGUGCGACUAAUGUGUCCCGAAAGCAUCCUCGUUUGAACAUUUCGCAUCCUUUCUCAGCCUGUACAUACUGUGGUUGUAUGAGACGAGUUGGAAAUGUCUGAACGUGUCUUUUCUUAAAAACAAUAUGUAAGAACUGUUUUUGUAUUAUUGCUACUUUUUACCAUGUGAAAUGUUUUGACAAAUGCUCCUUGUUGUUUUUGUAGUCCAUGUAGUGAUUGUAUCGGUAUGUUGCGGGGAAUCUCAAAGAGCCCCCUGCAUGUGUGUGAGUCUGAGUGUGUGAAUGUAAACAGUAUUCUGUCAAACAGGGAAAUUCAGACUGUAGAGAAUUGUAUUAGAAAUGUCUCAACAGACCGGCGCCUUUUUUAAAUUUUACUAACCUUACUGGUCUGUGUGAGCUGUUUUUUGUGGGAUGAACCUACAUUUUGUGUUAAGUAUUUUCCAUGUUUUCAAAGAAAUAUUGAUAUUGUUUUUUCCUGUUACAUGUUGCGUUAAUGUUGACAUCGUGUCCGUCAGAGUGAAUGACACCCUCCUCCUCUAUGAAUGCUAUGAGAUUCUUGUUGCGCAUAAGACGUCUGGAACACAAGUUGGUUUACAUUUCAGCUGUGAUCACCACUGAUUCUUGCUCUGUUCAUCUGGGGAGCUGCUCUCCCUCUCCCCUCCCCUUCUCUCACUGUUGAUUCAUGGUUUGAGUGCAGUAUUGAGUACAAACAGAGGAGGCCAAGGAGACGGAAGUCAUUUAACAGUUUUUUUAUUCUGGCCUAAAAUUCUUUGGUUUUUGUUUUAGCCUUAAAAUGAGGCCACAGUGCCUCCCUGCUUGCUUUCUGUCUCUUAUCCUUCAUCAUGCGAGGUCAGAUGGUUGGUUCCAUCAUCCAUCACGUUUUUAUUUUCGGAAUCUGGCAUUAUAAGACUUUGAGAACAACAACUUAAAGUAUUGAAGUACUGUAUGUUUUUUCACAUUUGUUUAUAUAUUUUUUUUAAUGAAUAUUCUUUAAAUUGAUAUGGAUAUCUAUAUUCCUCGAGGGAGAGACCAGGGCCUUGGGGUAGGUUUGGGAUAAAGCUGGCCGUAUUUUUUUAGGGCUCGAUUGGGCUGGACCAGAGACCGAUGAGUGGUGAUCAGGGAUACCGAUUGGGAAAUUUGGAGCCCACACAUUUGCAGUGAAAAUUAAAAUCUUGAUGACACUUACUAGAAUGUAACCAGUCAGAUAGUGCUGUGGGCGGGACAAUAAUUGAGAGCACAAAGGUGACUACCGGAGAAGGAUGCUGCAUCAGAGCCAAAGUAUUGCAUUUAUAAAUUAAUUGAUUUGAUCAGUAGUCAGACACCAAAAAAACCAAUGAUACCGAUAAUUAGAAAAAUGCUCAGCAUCGGCCACCAGGUAAUUGGUAUAUCCCUGUUUUUUAACACAGUUUUUGCAAUGUAUAAUUGUGUCUGAGGCCAGAUUGCACAAGAAACAACCUCUACGCACAGAAUUAUGUUGGUGAUGGUCUAUUAGUUGCAUGAUAUCAACAAAAAACAUCAUAUUUGGGUUCAUAUUUGCCAAGAAUUCUGUGUGAUUGAUGACUAUUUACUUGUCAAAUGGUGCUGAUCCAGUAUCAGAUGUGCACAAUGAGAGAAAGUCACUCCAGGUGCAGGGCAAAGACCUAAAAUACUGUUUAAAAAUAACAUUAGAUUUUAUACAAGUGUAUGUUCGAAGCCUAAGAAUGAUCCCAGCCCCAGCAGCACUGGUUUAGUUAUUUGCAUUAUGAGGGUGACUGCCUGGUCAUGCAUUUGUCCUCUGUGUCAUGUAGUACUGUUCAGGUGUGUAGAACAUUCAGUGCCAGGGGGAGCUGCGCUUGUUGCGUCUAGAUUAAUUCUGGGUUUAUUUAAAAAAAAAUAAAUAAAAAAAAACUUCCCGUGUCCGUCAAGAAUUCAUGGAAAGGAGAGGAAAGUAUCCUGUACAAGCACAAGCUAAAUAAAUCCAUCCUUUUGUUUUUCGACUGAAUUUGAGUUAAGUUCACCCACCCACCCUCCUCUUGCCUUGUUCAGUUCCAAUAAAUAAACCCGUCAGACCCUGGUGUCUCUCGCCCUCUGCAUGCUUGCUGUGUUAGUUCCUGUGUUCUGUCCCUGGGAACUGGUGCUAACCCUCCUCCUCACAGCACUGUUCCCUCCUAUAGCUUUUUCAAAUUGUACUGUAGUUUAUGUGAAUGAUGUUGAAAAAAAAAAAAAAAAAGAAAAAAGACUUUGUGGCGACGUACAGUACAUGUACAUUCAUGCUAAGAUUAUCUGUAUGUAUGUAGCAUUCAGUUACACAGCACUAACAAAUAAAAAAAAUCAUUUAUAAACUUA